AUGAGACCUGUGAUGGAGCCAGUGUUCCCCACCAGAGACCUGGACCUGCAAGAUGCCCUACACAAUGAGUUUAGACACCACACCCAGCUGCUGGGAGAAUCCCUCUGUGUUUUGGCUUACAAUGUCGAGAGCCUGGGCCGGCACGCCUACACCUCCAUGCCACCUGCCAUCCAGGGCUGCACAGAUGAUGUGAUCUUUGCAACAAAGACUGUUGGUGUUGGAGAUUAUGUGAAUUUGACAUGUACUCGACAGACAUCUGAUUAUGAUGCAACCUUGCAUUGGAUCAGACUUGUUUCUGGAGGCUUCCCUGAAGUCUUGGGAGGAACAUAUUCCUUUGAUUAUGUUGGUGUUAAUAAGACUCCUCGCAUUACAGCAAAACAAGAGCCUGGAACCUUUGUUCUGCACAUUAGUGAAACAAAGCAAAGUGAUACUGGAGUUUACUACUGUAUGAAAGUUGACCUACUGGACAUGAAUUUUAUAAAUGCAACAUUUCUGAGAAUCAAAGGACCAGAACCAAAUAUCACUGCCAUUGUUCAGGUCCCUCCAUCUGAUCCAGUCCGUCCAGGAGACUCAGUGACUUUACAGUGUUCAGUCUUCUCUGACUCUGAGCUUAAAAUAUGUCCAGGAGAACAAAGUGUGUACUGGUUCAAACCAGGAUCAGAUGAAUCUCAUCCCGGUGUCAUUUAUGCCCAAAGAAACGGCAGUGAUCAAUGUGAAAAGAGUCCAGAGACUCAUUCUCCACAGACAUGUGUCUACAGCUUCUCCAGGAACGUCAGCUCCUCUGAUGCUGGGACUUAUUACUGUGCUGUGGCCGCAUGUGGACAGAUAUUAUUUGGAAAUGGGACAAAACUGGACAUUGAAGGUAACUGCACGAUAUUUCAGGACAUACAGUGA
This is a messenger RNA of Monopterus albus (swamp eel), 894 nucleotides long. Its product is annotated as signal-regulatory protein beta-2-like. The record is from RefSeq and is a predicted model, not a curated record. Bases 1 to 894 code for a protein of 297 amino acids. The transcript is spliced from 4 exons. Gene Ontology annotation, biological process: response to bacterium. NCBI's taxonomy places the organism in Eukaryota, Metazoa, Chordata, Actinopteri, Synbranchiformes, Synbranchidae.